Guillardia theta CCMP2712 is the source of this 417-nucleotide messenger RNA. RefSeq lists its product as hypothetical. Gene Ontology annotation, cellular component: membrane. Gene Ontology annotation, biological process: monoatomic cation transport; transmembrane transport. NCBI's taxonomy places the organism in Eukaryota, Cryptophyceae, Pyrenomonadales, Geminigeraceae. Gene Ontology annotation, molecular function: monoatomic cation transmembrane transporter activity. The record is from RefSeq and is a predicted model, not a curated record. The transcript has a single exon. The annotation marks the transcript as partial.
AUCCUCUUCGUGUGGUUGACCGCCCAGGUCAACUUCUUGAUCCCAGCGUUGAACACGAUCUCCGACCUCUGCCAACUCCGUCAGAGUGUCGCUGGAGUCACUUUUCUCGCCUUCGGCAACGGUUGUGCCGACCUCUUCAGCAUGCUGGCGGCCACGUUGAGCGGGCCUUAUGGAAUGGAGCUGGCAGUCGGGGAGGUGCUGGGAAACGGCAUGUUUGUGUUCUGCGCCGUUCAAGGCAUCAUCGCGAUCCUGUCGCCCUUCAAGAUGCACAGCGGGGAGUACGUGAGAGACUGUCUCUUCUACACCAUCUCAAUCUUCUUCACCAUGAUCAUCCUGGUGGACAAAAAGAUCGACUUCUACGAAGGGGUCGCAUGCAUCCUCAUCUACGUCUGCUACGUGCUCACCGUCCUCUACUUU